Linum tenue is the source of this 2386-nucleotide messenger RNA. NCBI's taxonomy places the organism in Eukaryota, Viridiplantae, Streptophyta, Magnoliopsida, Malpighiales, Linaceae. The record is from the annotation of a GenBank genome assembly.
AUGUUCUGCCCGCAAUCACUCUGCAACUGCCCGCUGCUGAGAAACCCUCACCCCUCCGCACCCUCGCACUCUCAGUCAGUUCUCCGUUUGCCGUCUCCUGUCUUCCCUGCAACUCCAAACACUUCCUCCUGGUUCCGCUUCAGUUUUCUGCAGUUCUGCUACAGAGAUAGAUUGAGCCAGAGAGUAGCGGCAGCAAUCCCUUCGAUCCCAAACGAAAUGCGAGGAAGCCGCAGCAAUAGGAGUGGCGAACAAACAGGCAUGUCCAAGGACUACCAUGAAGCCCGUAAGCGCCUGGAUAAGCUUCUCAGUGAGAAAGGAGAGCUCAAGGCGGCUGCAGCAGCCAAAAUGGAACAGAUGAUAGCUGAGCUCUCGAUCGCUCCUCCUGUAACUAAGCCGUUUUAUGAGGCCAAGAAGAUCAAAGAAGGGUAUACUAGCUUCAAGCAAGAGAAAUAUGAGAAGAAUCGUGAGCACUUGGACAAAGUUGCCAAACAACAGAGUCCCAAGGCAGGUGGUUCUCAUGCCCAUAGACACCAGUCUGGCCCCUCUUCUACUGCAUCACCUGAGUUUGUGGUUGCACGAUGUGAGCCUCCGGACCAUUUCAGACGAAUAUAUGAUGUUGAUGACAGGACCUUUGUCACCCCUAGCAAAGGUAAGAAGGGGAGAGAACGCUCGUGCGUGCUUCUGGAGGAGGGUUCAGGUGGACCUAUGGUUCCCACUAUUAUCCCUAGUUUUCGCGACCAUGUAGCUUUUCGACUAUGGACUCAGCCCGAGCAGGAUCGAGGAAUGAUCCGAUUCUAUGCUCGGGAUUGGCUAAUGGGUAAGCUGAGAAAUUAUCGAUUUGCAAGACAAGGUUCAGAGGGGUUGGUUCGGAAGACAGGGUUGUUUCACUUGCCCCGGUGCAUGCUGACCCAUGCUCAUUUGGAUCUUCCUCUACUUGCAGCGUUUGUUGAGAGGUGGCAACCAGACACCAAUACUUUCCACAUGCCAUUUGGAGAGAUGACUAUAUUGCUCCAUGAUGUUUUCUACAUUCUCCGGAUUCCAGUAGACGGAGAGAUGCUCAGUGGUGGUGGUGGUGGACACCCUGAAAGUCUUAAGGCUGACAUGUGUGAUCUUCUUAAAGUCACACCUCACGAGUUGGUGGCGCCUGUUGUUGAUGUUGCUAGUGGAAAGAUGGUACCUUUGUACAAGAGUGGUGCGUUGUUCGGAGAGGCAGCUUUGACUCGUGUUCAGGGGCGUGGUGAUAUGGAGGCUGAGGUGCAGUGUUAUCUAUUGUUGUUGUUGGGAUCCACACUCUUUGCGGACAGAAAUGGUGGUUGUGUUCCUGCCAUGGUCAACUUGUUCUUGAAGGAUUAUGAUCGGGUGGGAAGGUACGCUUGGGGGGCUGGUACACUUGCCAAUCUGUACAGGCAACUUGGGAUGGCUUCUCGAGCUGAUGCCAGUGAACUUUGUGGUUGUCUGACACUCCUGCAGGCUUGGAUAUACCAGUACUUUCCGACAUUACGGGGGCCUAGAUGUGAGCCUCGUACACUGAAAGAGGGGGAGCCUUAUGCUUUGAAGUGGCAUGGUGUACAUUUCGUAGGGGAGAGGGCAGCUGGUGAGCGGUUGAGAUACUAUCGUCGAGUGUUAGACACCUUGACAAAAAACGAGGUGAUGUGGCUUCCCUAUGGUCACAACCCUGGCAAGGCGGUGCCACGAUCUUUAUACCAUGGUGUGAUCCGGUUUGGUGAUGUGGCCGAGUUUUACGAUCCUACACGAUGUCUCAGACAGUUCGGGUACAGACAGGUUAUCCCAGGUCCUCCUGUUGCACCAACUUACGCCUUCCGACCUGCAUCUGGCACGGGAUAUAACGUUACUUUCCAUCCUAUCAUGGAUCAAUUUUGGAGCUACUUAAUGUGCCACAUGCUGCACUUGGAUGCCAUCUCCACACCUGUUCAGCCUUUGCUCGAUGUUGCCGAGGAGUACAUGGGAUGGUAUACUGCUCAUUCCCACCCAUACAUUGUGAAUCCCAUCAUUCCAGGACAUCAGCAGCAGCCUGCGGCGCGCACUGAUUUGUUGGCGCGCCAGAUUCUGCACAGGCUUGCUCCCUUGUUUUCGGCGAGAGAUGUCGACACAUUCAAGGCGAACAUACAUGAGUUCUGGGUCAUACUUGAAGGAGCUAGAGGCUUGUGGAACGAGUAUCAGCGACUGCAACCACGACGACGACUACCUUCUCAAUCUCAGUAGCUGCAUGUAGUUUGGUUGUUUUUGUUGCAAGUCGUUUCAUGUUUUGUAUCCACACAACGGUUAGUAAUUAGCUCACUUCUCCUCCCCACUAACGACAUGUGAACAACCUGUUUUUUUUAUAAUCUCUCAAUUUCUCUCCAAUUAUCCAAGUUUCUUACAGAAA